Molecule: messenger RNA, 2330 nt
Organism: Malaclemys terrapin pileata
Lineage: Eukaryota; Metazoa; Chordata; Testudines; Emydidae
Product: pro-interleukin-16-like
Exons: 7
Coding region: 337-2157 (606 amino acids)
Biological process (GO): leukocyte chemotaxis; induction of positive chemotaxis
Molecular function (GO): cytokine activity; CD4 receptor binding
Source: RefSeq, a predicted model, not a curated record
CGCCUGGUGGUGCCCCAGUCCGGGUGGGGUACAGCACCAGCUCCCUGCACCCCCAGGGCUGGGGCUCUUCUGCAGGGUCCAGGAGGGACGCAGCAGCCCAGGGCACCUCCUCAGUCGCUGUCCCGGUGCAGGCGGGCGAGGCUGGGAGGCUCCGUCACUCUGGGAAGAAGCCCAGCGCACGGGGGAGCAUCCCCCGAGGAUGGACAUGCCGGGAUUGGCUGGGGGAAGCUGACGGAUCUAGUGGGACCAGCUACAAGGGAUCCAGCGGGAUCAGCUGGGGAUCCCCCAGUCGCCCCGUGGGACACGGACUCGUAGUUCCCUCACCCGCUGCUGGGAAUGGAGCCAGACGCUGCCCAGCCCCCCUGCCCGGGACCUGGCCAACCACGGCCUAGGAGCUGGGCCACCACCGCCAGGCCUUGGCGAGCUGGGAGCUGUGACGUCCUGCGGGGGCCGGGGCCCUCUCCGCUUUUCCGAGUGAGGCCCCUGCAGGAGGCGUCGGCCCAGAGGGCCCUUGGCCUCCCGAGCCUCGGCCUGCAGGAGCGGAUCAGGUUCUUCCAGAAGAGCUCGGCCGCAAGCGAGGAACCCGGCCCCCGGCCCCCCAGCCCCAGGGCCUGGGGGCCGAGGCCCAGUGGAAGGGACUGGCCGCCCCGCAGGAGUGAGGAGAGAGUCCCGUCCAGCAGGGGCCCAGCCCUGCGUCCCAGCAGCGCCGGGCCCCCUGCCCAGAGGGAGCGGAUGGAGCCAGCUGGGGAGACACGGCCUCCCCCCGGCGGGGGCAGGGGCAGGGGCCCCAGCGUGGGGCCAGGCUGCUCCGUCAGGGAGCAGGUUCGCUCCUUCGAGCUGCGCUUCGGGGCGAGCCAGGCUCCCUGUGCGGCUGCCGCCCCCCGGGGCAGGGGCAGGCUGACGGGGGCCCCAGCAGCCGGGCCCCAGCAAAGCCGGGCAGCCUGGGGCAGGGAGCAGGAACCACGGCCCCCCGGGAAAGGGCAACGACUCUCAGCCCUGCCAGCCAGGCUGUGCCCGCCCCAGCCGGAGCCACCAGCCCCUGAGCAGCCCCAGGGUGUCAGGAGGGCCGGAGCUGGAGCCCUGGGGCUGCCCCAGCCCCCCACAGACACCGGCAGACCCGAGGCGGCCCAGGGGGAAGGUCCAGCUGGUGAGGGGCUGCCAGGGGUCAGGCCUGCUGGGGGGCCAUGCCAGAGUCACCUGCCCAGGUGCAGCCCCCUGACAUCCUCCCCGCUCCCCGCAGAGGGCAGGGCCUCAGAGCCGCCCACGGCCCUGCCCCCCGCCCCCUGGGGCCUGGGGGAGUCCGACGGGGACGACUCUGACUCCACAGAGUCCUCACUCACCGCCCCCAGUGAGCAGAGCCAGCCCGACGGCCGGAGCUUCGCCCUCAGUGUGGCCGAGCUGAGGGAGUUUGGCCUGGACGAGGGACACUCGGCGUCACUGAACUCCAGCCUGUCCGGCCUGUCCAUGGUGUCCCUGAUCUCAGCCCAAGACCUGGAGCAGCUGCUGGAGGAGGUGAAGGGCCUGGGAGACGAGAGCCAGCAGCACCUCCAGGAGAUCCAGGUGGUCGUGCUGCACAAGGACGAGGGGGCCGGGCUGGGCUUCAGCCUCGCAGGGGGGAGCGACCAGCACAAGAGGGUGACGAUCCAACGCGUCUUUGCCGGCGGCCUGGCCUCCCAGAAGGGCACCAUCCAGCCAGGGGAUGAAGUUCUCUCCAUCAACGGACACUCGCUGACGGGCUGCAGCCACGCGGAGGCGCUGCGAACGCUGCACCGGGCCCGGACCGCCCGGCAGGCCAUUGUGGUGCUGCGGAAGGGGGGAGUGGAUGGGCUCCCCAACGGCUCCCUCCCAGCGCCGGGCCCACAGCCUCCUCCAUCAGCACCAGACACCAUGGUGAGGUCCCUGCAGCUGGUGAAAGACUCCAACGGACUCGGAUUCAGCCUGGACGGGGGACGGGGGUCGCUGCAGGGGGACAGGCCACUAACCGUCCAGAAGAUCUUCCAGGGGGGCCCCAAGGACCUGCUGCAGCCUGGGGACGAGGUGCUCCAGAUCGGGGAGAGGAGCCUGCAGGGGCUGAUGCGGCUCGAGGCCUGGCAGCUCAUCAGGGCCCUGCCCAUGGGACCCGUCCAGCUCCUCGUGCGAAAGAAGGGAAAGCCCUGACAGCCGUGAGAUCUGCACCCAAACUGGACUUAGCCCCCAUCAGCGCUGGUGUCUCCAGAUGGCUGGGCAGACACAUGCCUCCCGCAGCGCCAGCACAGAGAUGGGUUUCUCUGCGGGGGCCUUGUUUCCUGGGCCUCAGUUUCUCUCUCCAUACAAUGGGGAACAUAAUCCUG